Messenger RNA from Trichomonas vaginalis G3, 186 nucleotides. RefSeq names its product Dimerization-anchoring domain of cAMP-dependent PK regulatory subunit family. The transcript has a single exon. Lineage: Eukaryota; Parabasalia; Trichomonadida; Trichomonadidae. Bases 1 to 186 code for a protein of 61 amino acids. The record is from RefSeq and is a predicted model, not a curated record.
AUGGAUCCUAUUUUCCAAUCUGCACCUGCUGAAUACUCGCCACAACAGCGCGAAGAAGUUAAAAAAUAUAUUGUUGCUCAUCCAGAAAUCAAAACUGUUAUUGAAGAACUAGUUAAUGCAAUUAUCGAAAAUAAGCCCGAAAAACCAUUAGAUUUCGCUCGCGAAUAUUUCAACAACCUAAAGUAA